UACAGACUAUGGCCCACAACUACGUUGUAACAGCACAUAAACCAACUGCCGUUAAUGCAGCUGUGGUUGGUAAUUUUACCGCUGCGGAUGACUUGAAUUUAAUCAUAGCCAAAAACACUCGCCUUGAAAUCCAUGUUGUCACCCCAGAGGGUCUGCGACCUCAUCUCGAUAUCGGGAUUUAUGGACGAAUUUCUGUUAUGGAGCUUUUUAGACCAGCGGUAAGUUUCACUGUUUUGCUUUAUUACGUCUGUGUUUUUGUGCUUGUUUGUUGGUUUUGAUUUGUCAGUUAGGUGGUUGACGGAUAUUAAUGAAUAUUGCUUAACCCUUUCCACUCUGUUUUGCUGAAAAGAAACGAAAAACAAAUCCCAAAGGGUUCUUUCUAAAGCUUUCAAUAUUAUGUGCUGUACACAUAUUAUUUGUACUGAGCCAAGACCGAGUGACCUAUGGUUCCAGCAGCUUAAUGACUACCAAGGGUAAAGAUUGGAAAAAAAUAUAUAAUGAUAUGUCAUCUUUUUUGCCCACUGUCUUUAAGGUGCUUCACGGAAUGUUUCUAUAACUUUUUCAUAAAGCAACCGUGUUGUAAAUGCAUUAUGUGUGAAAGGUGGUGGUGCGGGGGAGGGAAGGGGGAGGGGGCCUUGGCAUGUGCUGAACACUUAAAUGCGAUGAAUCAUUUGCUACAGUCUAGUACUGUGUUUAAAAUCCACCCAAAUGCAAAAAUACUGCAUCCUGCACAUUUGAAAAUACUGCAGUGCUGGAAUUCGCCAAAAAAUGGGUGUUAAAUAGUCCAAAUCUCCGCCAUGCAGUAGAACACCAGUAACUUCAACUUUCAUGAGAUAAAAUUAAUUCAAGGCAAUAAUGAUUGGUAAGGAAUUUCAAGUAGGCAGUAUUUAGGCAAUGCCGUGCACCUUUGUGAAGUUCCAAAAAAAAAAAGCCAUUGUUCCUUUUAGAACUAGGAGUAAUCGGAGCUUAGAAGAGUGUGUUCGAUAUGUUUGUAAGAAGUACAGGUGGCAGUUGAGGAGGAAGGGUGGAUGGUUAUUGCAAUAGAUUAAGCCCAGCUUCCAAAUGAGCACUAUGAUCGCUGUGAUCGCUGCAAUGGCUGAGAAAAAAAAAAUUCAGCGAUCUCAGCAACAACGAUCGCUGAGAUAGAACUUUUUAUAUCUCAGCGAUUGUUGUCGCUGCAAUCGCUGGAGAGUGGUUUCAUAUGAUCGCCAAGAUCGCUGCGAUCGCUGAAGUUUUUCUUUUUUCCUCAGUGAUCGCAGCAAUCACAGCGAUGGUAAGGAUCAUAUGGAAAGCGUGCUUUAAUUUGAUCGUCGCUUAUUAUAAACGUAAGGAUUUCUUACAGCGAAACCUAUAUUUAAACUGUGUAUCAUUAUGAAAAAGCCUUGAAGGCUGGUGAUAUCUUAUGGUCCGUCUCAAUAAAUGCAGUAGUUUGGUCGAGUGUGUUGAUUUCAGUAACUUGAGUGGAGCUACUGUGGGCUGUUUAUAAGUUUUUCCGAAUAGCAUAGACCUAAAAUGUUCGUUUGUCCAGUGCCAAAAGUAUCACAAGUCAUGAUGAAACGGCACCGUCGAGCUUCACAUCUCGGUAGAUUUACUUUGUGGCACAAUGGCCGCCGAGCUACACAACUCUGUAGACUUACUUUGUGGCACAACGGCCGCCGAGCUACCCAACUCGGUAGAUUUAGUUUGUGGCACAACGGCCGCCGAAACUUUUGAAACAUGAACGUUUUGAAAGAUUCAGCAAACACAGAUCAAUAGUAGACCUUCAGCAAACUCUUGAAAUAUGUACACUUUACAAAGAUUCAGCAAACUUUUAAAAGAUGAACGCUUUACGAAGACAGAAUAAAAGACCUCAGCAAAGGCUUGAGGACGCAUGAAUCACCACGUGAGUUAGAUCGUCAAAGUGAGGCAAAACGUAAGCAAGCGCCUCAAAUUGAGGCAAAUGUGUGUCGACGACGACGACAAAUGCAAUCUCAAAAAAAUCUCCCUUAUUAAUUUCACUGGGUACCCAAUAAUGAACAGAACACCCAACACAAAUUAGAGGGUGUGUUCUAGUAUCUCAAACGCAAAUAUGAGCAUUCUUUGGAGGUUUCUACUUUUGGGAAUUUAGCAGCAAAAAAGUAAACAACAACAACAGCUACAGCAGAGAUUGUGACACAGGGUACUAUAAUUAUGUAUGUCACAAUGCGGUAGAGGCAUUUGUCCACUUUUCCAGUGUCACAUUUUUUGACAAGCUUACGUUUUUUUGAUUGAGAGCUCAUUUUGGUAUUAAAAUGUAAUUAAGUAGUGGUCAGGGGAUAUCAUUAUUUUACUAGACCCUCACCAACUGUUGGUGUUUUCCUGUUUGCAGAAUGAACCUCAAGAUCUUUUAUUUAUUCUGACAGCACGGUAUAGGGUGUUUAUACUUAGCUACAAGCCAGAAACUGGUGACAUUGUGACAAGGGCUUGUGGAGAUGUCCAGGUAUGUAUAUCACAAAGGUGUAGCUGUUUGCUGAGGGAAGUUAGUACCUUUAUUUCUCGAUUUAUUGGUAUUGGUCCUGUAGUGUGUUAGGAUGCAAAGUCAAAGUUUGCCAACAUGCGUUUUACUCAGUCCUCUCAACCUAGCUUGCCAUUCCGGGUUGAACAUUCUACACUAGCACCCAGUACACCACAGGUCCUCCCCAGGUAUCAAACCUUCAACCUCCUGCAGUAAUAGUUGAGGGGCUAGCAUGUUUAAAUAGCAUCUUUAACAUUUCAUCCAUUCAUAUAGAUGAGAAUUUAAACUAACCAGAUUUGCCAUUAAAGAUCAUCACACCCCCUAUUUUUUUUUAGAAAAGGCACAACAAAAUAGAAAAUAUUAAAAUUUCUACUAUUAAACACAGCCCAUAAGCUUCAAUAAUAAUAUUAAUUUACCAACACAACAGUCUUAUUUACUCACACAACAGUGUUGGUGGUCUUUUAUUUUGUCCGUCUCUUAACUCAUGCUAGUGAUGAUUACCAGUAUAUCCAUGGUGCUUAUUAUUUGAAAUCAUUAAUGUUGUACACCCUACAUUCUGUACUUUUCCAACUUGCACUGUAAUCAUGAUAAUUAUUAUUUACAUCAGUAUUUAUUGUUAAUUUAUAGUGUAGUAUUUCUUCUUGUUUAUAAUCUUUCUGUAUUUAAAUCAGGAUCGGAUCGGCAGACCAUCUGACACAGGGUUGAUAGGGAUCAUAGACCCACAGUGCCGUAUGAUUGGAUUGCGACUCUAUGAUGGACUCUUUAAAGUGAUUCCCUUGGAACUAGACUCCAAUAAAGAACUCAAGGCUUUUAACAUCAGGUAAGGCUAGCUGGCCAUUUUCUCACAGAAGUGCAUAAAGUUGAAAAAAGGUUGUGGAAGUGCACUUAGCUUAGUCAGCUAGUUACAGGCACUCCACUCAAAUAUUUAGAAAUUUAAAAUAAUCCAAAAUAAUAGACCAUAACAAGAUUAAAAACUCCAACUGACAGAAGACAACCAGUUGGUUAUUUACAAGCAUAGCCAAGGAUUUGAACUGGAGAUGAUCAAGAACAAAUCCAUCAAGUGGCGAGAGUGGGACACUCAAACCGGGGACUGCCGGAUUGUGAGUCCGACAUGCUGGCCACUCAGCCAUGUUGCCCUUUCAUUGCAUUACAAUAACAUUAGUGUUCCAAUACAAUAUACGGUAUUUUCUUUUGCAUUUGAUUUAUAUUUAGACUCGAAGAGCUACAUGUGAUCGACAUUGCAUUUCUUCAUGGCUGUCAAGUCCCCACCAUUGUUUUUAUUUACCAGGUAUCUUUCCGAUGUUAACUCAUUUAGAAAAGGUGCCUUUUUGUUAUUAUUAUAAUUUUUGUCUCAAAGUAUUCUGUAACUCUAACGAUAUGGUGCAAUUCAAUUCAUAUCAGGAUCCUCAUGGUCGCCAUGUCAAAACAUAUGAGAUAGUGCUGCGAGAUAAAGAGUUUAAUAAGGGUCCCUGGAAACAGGACAAUGUAGAAGUGGAAGCGUCAAGAGUAAUCGCCGGUAAAAUAAUAUUCUGCUUUGGUUUCUUUGAUGUGUAGUAAAACUGUUGUUUGGAACAAUAGUGUUAUUGAGAUUAACAUUUGAAAGUCAGUUUUCUGGUGAGCACUUGAGAUGUUGCCUCAUUUCGAAGCUCUUUAUCUUUGAAAAAUGAGGUAACAAGGGUGCCUGCUAAUCAUUUUGGAAUAAAAUAUGUUAGUCUUGUGGGUUGGUCCAGAUUGUCUGUUACACCCUGCCUGACAUUCUGUUCACAUCUAUUGUUACUUUUUCUUGUAAUGUUUAAAUAAUGCUUGUCUGCCUUUGUAAUAUUCACAUAAUCACUAAUCAACUUCGUCAAUCUUAUUGAAACAUUGCUCCAGUUUGUUUUCCCAUCUUUUAGCCUGCUACAAUGUAUUAUACAUGUAUUUGGUUAUUUUUCUGUAUGCUUAAUGGAAGUCUCUAACAAAUCUCUAGUUCCAGAGCCACUUGGUGGAGCUCUCAUCAUUGGACAGGAGUCAAUAACGUACCACAAAGGAGCCAACUACCAUGCUAUCGCUCCUCCAGCUCUCAAGGUAAACUACUACUGCAUCAAGUCAAGGCAUUUAAAGUUUGUCAUCAUUCUGUAGCUAGUUGAUAGCCAUUUGUGUAUUACUUUACAUGCAAUAUUAGCUCAGUGUUCAAUAGCAAAAUGUUUUCUUGAAUAUGAUAAACUGUGUUGGCUACAGUUUAACCACAUUUCUUCAAGACUGAUUAAACUUGGUUAAACUACCGGUAUAUAAUAUAUUAUUACAUUUAUUAAUAUUGAAAAAAAUUACUUCCAUCUCUAUGUCCCUCCUAAGACCCCCACACCCCCUAAAUAAAAUCUAUUCCACCCCACCCUCUUCCCCAAGGGCAAUAGUGAAAUAAAUUACUUCCAUCUCAAUUUUCCUCCCAAGACCCCCACACCCCCUAAAUAAAAUCUAUUCCACCCCACCCUCUUCCCCAAGGGCAAUAGUGAAAUGAAUUACUUCCAUCUCAAUGUCCCUCCCAAGACCCCCACACCCCCUAAAUAAAAUCUGUUUCACCCCACCCUCUUUCCCAAGGGCACCCUCCAAAUGAAUAUCACUUGCACCUAUCAUCCCAUUAUCACCCUCUUGUACAAAACAUUAAGAAUACUAUUUUUGCAGCAAAAUUGACUGAUCAUUAUUAGAACACUGCAUGAAGGAAAUUCUGUGGUGUUGAAAGGUUUUCCUAAGACAGUAAUACUGUUAGUUGCACAAUUUUUAGUGGUAUGUAACAAUGUUAAAGUAAAUACUGUAUUACUAUCGAAGGUUUUAAAAAGAAUCUAUAUUUUGAUCAAUGAAUGUUUUCAGUUUCUUUGGACAUAUAAUGAUAGCUUUUCCAAAAUAUUGCUUACUUUAUAGCAAAGUACCAUCACUUGCUAUGGGAAAAUUGAUACUAAUGGCUCUCGUUAUCUCCUUGGGGAUAUGAAUGGCCGACUAUUCAUGCUGCUCCUUGAGAGACAAGAGCUGAUGGAUGGGAACAUUGAGGUCAAGGAUCUUAAACUGGAGCUUCUUGGAGAGGUACAUGUAGAAAGAACAUAGGCCAAAUAAUCAAUACAUUCAUCAUGAUUGUUGGCUGGUGGAGAUCACAGAUGUACAAAGCUAUCAUCAUGUAAUAAUAAUAACCUAAUCAAGGUCAAUUGUUCGACUGGUCUUCUGUUGAAUAGAUAUAUAACGCAAACAACCUGUAUUGUUGUUCUCUCUUAACACUCGUUCGGUAAGAAACAAGACCGCUGAUGUUCUGGAUUAUGUUUCUGACUGUAGAGCUGAUCUGAUUACAUUUACGGAAAAUUGGGCGGGGUGAGAAUGAUGCAGCAAUUAAAGCGGAACUUUGUCCAGAUGGAUACCAGUUUAUGGAUCAAUGUAGAAAUGGACAUCGUGAAGGUGGAACAGGUUUAAUGUUUCGAGAUUCCUAAUCUGUGUAAAGAAAGCAGGAGGAGGCAAGCAUGAGUCUUUUGAAUUUUCGGAGUGGAUCAUUAUCAGACAAGUUUCGUGCAGUUAUUAUCUAUUGCCCUCCUUAUUCAGAAGUUCAUUCUGUGACAUCUAAUACUUUCUGUACGGACGGAAAUUGUGAGGUAUAUGGGGUCCAUCCUUCUAAAGAGAAGCUCACAAUAAUACGAGAGAUAUGAUAAGGUAUAACAUCCACCAUUGUUGUCAGAUAAACCCAUUGCACCUUUCUGGGCAUCACUAGUAUCAUUGGCAUUGAAGCGUUAUCGCUGUUAUCAGAAUGAAAUUGGAUCCCUGAACAUGUACAUACUAAUAAUGCUCAAAGUGUGCUAAGUCAGGGUUAAGUUGGGUACAUAGUUUACAAUAACUUCGUACUUCGUUGUUUGUUUAAAUCAUUUGCUUGAUAUUUUUUUACUGUAGACUUCAAUAGCCCACUGCCUUACAUACUUGGACAAUGGCGUAGUUUUCAUUGGAUCAGCACUGGGAGACUCACAACUUGUCAAGGUACCAAGCACCAGUGUUUUGUCUCAUCACCAUCAAGUACACUUUGUAUCAUGGUCACUCAACAAAAUCACCAAAAACAAGCCUUAAGACAGUUGUACACAAGAGUAGAUGCUAUGACUGUCAGGCCACUCACAUGUACAUUGUAGAUGUAGAUAAACAACAACAACAACAAUCUUUAUGUGAUGAAAAUUAGAGUACUUGCUGCCUGGAAUAACCUUAGGGGCUAGCAGAGCCAGGUAGCCAGUUGACAUCAGCAUUAAAUAGAAAUAAAUUAAAGGUCAGCAAGAAAACUGAAACACAAUAAAUUGAACAAAACUAAAAAAUUACUGCCAUCUUUCUCGCUGAACAAUUGCUUAACAGUUACAGAAUUACACAAUUAAAGUGCGACUACUCAAACCAGGGCACUUGGAAAAAGAUUAUCCAAUCACAACAAUUUUUGAAAACAAAAGAUUCCCAAUUUUUAUUGCAAGAUGACCAAUAAAUUUCAAGGUUUGACUAUGCAACUGUCAAAAACUUUAAAACCGUUGAACAUAUCGAUCUGACCUCUAUGGAAACGGCCCUUAAAUUUAUGAAUGUUAUUGGUCUCUUUGCAAUUAAAAAACUUGAUAAUCUUUUGUUAUUAAAAAGCCAGUGUGAUUGGAUAAUCUCGUUCCAAGUGCCCCAGUUCAAGUAGUCUCACUGUAAAUCCCUAUAGAGAGUGAAUCUGUCUAAUCACUUUGCUUCAUAUCCUUGGCUGGGAAUCUGCUUAUUGCAUGAGAUACUGUUAAAACUAAGUGUCUAGCACUAAGUGUCUCAGAGUAUUAUCUUGUGUUUUUGCAGCUCAACACUGAGACAAAUGAAAAUGGUUCCCAUGUGCAUGUUAUGGAAACUUUCACCAACCUUGGACCCAUUGUAGACAUGGUGGUGGUUGAUUUGGAGAGACAGGGUCAAGGACAGGUAACUAACAACAUCCAUUCCUUUUUGACCUUUUUUUAACGUAAAUCAUUCAUGUUUAACUUCUGGUUUUUUCAGGGAGGGAACUUUUUCUUGCAUGUCCUUUGAAAUUGUAUUAUUACUGGUAUACUGCAUGUAACAAGAAUUAUCAUUCAAAGCAAAUUUUUCUUUAAUACCAUUUUAAAAACUUAUAUGAAUGCCGUCCAACUGUGUUUGGGUAAAUUCUGCACAGUCCCUGCUUUUCCUGCUUCACUUAAGGAUAUUCAUUAAAAACAAACUUGAUGAUCGAAUGAUUGUCAGUGUCUGCAGAUCAAUUAUUUGCCUCAGCCUUGGUCAGGACAAAUCACGAUAUUUUGCUCAACCUCAUCCAACAACUGUUAAUUAUCCCCACAAGUUUGUUACCAGGGCUAAAAAAUAAGGGCUGGUCAACAGACAGUGUCUGGUCAAGAUUAUUAGUGUGAUCGGGAGGGAACAAGAAGUACUUUUUUGUUUAAUGUACCGGCAUCUAGAUCAAACCCUGCAUUUUGCUGGUGUAGAGGUCAUUGGGUUAAGGUUUCAACUAGGAUGUAUCCUUCUACACUAGAACGAAGAGAGGUUAUUGAACAUGUUAGGUAUUGAGUGCCUUAGUUAAUUUUGUUUGUUUUCAAAUAGUUGGUUACAUGUUCGGGUGCUCUCAAGGAAGGCUCAUUGCGAAUUAUAAGAAAUGGCAUUGGCAUUCAUGAGCAUGCUACAAUUUCAGACCUGGUGGGAAUUAUGGGUAGGUCAAUUUCUCAUGCCAUUUCCUAAACAAAGCUGUCCCAUUAAAUUUGUUUUGUACUAUAAUUAUUGGUUGUGCUCACAUUUAAUACAGCCCUAUUAAACUAUAGUCUCUCUUUUUUCAAAUAAUAUCUCCCGUAAUUUUAUAGAGCUGAUGUAUUUCAUUAUGUGGCAAGCAACAUGUAGGAAGAGGAUGUAACUACCUUGUAUUGUCAGGGGGUGUGGAGUGAGGAAGUUCAAAGCAGUUUUUGAUGCUCUGCUCUCCCUCUCCUAGGAAAUUUCUUACCAACCAGGGUAACCAUGAUAUUCUCUCCCAGUGAGAUUUCUUAGCACACAAUUGGUACAAGAAGUCAAAUCAUUGAUUAAAAUUUGGUCAAAAAAUGAUCUUUUUGUUUAGUCUACUGUAUUAAAUGUUCCUGCUUUUUUUACUUAAUAGUUUUUGUUUUUGCUUGAUAAUGGACAUCAAUAAUAAGCAAAUGCUUGUGGUGAUGCAGUACCUCUUAAUAAUAUUAAAAUAAACAAUUUAUCAAUAGUAUAAUUUCCAGCAAUGACAGUAAAAAUUUUACCUGUGUACAUUGGAGUUUUAAAUGAGAUUUACCUUUAUUAAUCAGGCAUCUGGCCUUUGCGAUUGAAAAAGACUGCAAAGAACUUUGAUGAUGCCUUGCUUCUUUCAUUUGUUGGACAGAGCAGGUACGUUUUUUAGGUAGUUUCGAAAACGAAGCACUCGAAAACGAAGACCGAAGCACGAAGCACUCAAAACUCGAAAACGAAGCACCCUAGAUCAAAAACGAAGACCCCUAAAUCUCGAAAACGAAGCACCCAAAACUCGAAAACGAAGCACCCUAGAUCGAGAACGAAGCACCCAAAAAUUCGACACCAGUCUGUCCUUUAUAAACACAAGACCAAUGCUAAUACAGCAGGAAUCAUGAGGAAUCAAGCACGAUAACGAAUCGAAUGCAGUGCAAAUCUACUCAAGUUGUAAAUGCAUUUCCGCCGCUGCGUGGGAGGUCCGGUGGGAGGCCAUGUUUUGGACGUGAUCAGAAAACCGAGAACGCCCAAACCAUUUCUCGAAUGUUACUGUAUUGCCAGUAAAAACCAGUUAAAUUCGCAGGCUUGAAUCGAUGAUAGAGAGCUUUAGAUUCUAAGACGAGUACGAGUACUAAGUGGUGCUCGCGCGAACCAGCGUCAUUUUGGCGGGGUGAAGGGGGGGGGGGCAUAAGGGGCGAAAACAAGAGAACAAAUGUUAGAAGUUUGAUAAUUUUGCGAUCGGGAGGGGGCGUAACCUCCUGCCCUGGUGAAAAAUGGUAAAAUGAAGCUUUCCGGAGAGUCUAUAUUUUGACUUCAAGUCAAAUCUGGUAUUCGUAGUCGUCCUCGUCCUCGAAUCUAAAGGUCUCCAAUAUUCUGUAGCUAACCAAUAUACAGCAGAAUACCAUUGUUAGAAAACAUGUAUAGAUAAGUUAUGGACUACCGAAACCAUUGUCACGCGUGUUUGUCGUUACUUCAGUAGCGUUUUUCAAAAAUUGCACUCACCACCCCACUUAAAGGUGCAAGAACCAGGAAAGCCGAGAGCCAACUGAAGAAUGGUUACUUACAAGUAGUUUAAGCUCCUACAGAACACGUGACUUUUUAGGUCUAAACAAUCGGAAAACAUUAGGGCCAUUUAUACGAGGAAAAAUAAGACGUGUCUUACAUAAGACGCGUCUUAAAUAAGACACGAACUGUAACAUUUAUACGAGCAUGUCUUAUCUAAUAAGACGUGUCUUAGCUAAGCCGCAUCUUAUUUUAGACGAAAUGUGCCGUUUAUACGGAAAGUUCGCGUCUUAUAUUUCCUCGUAUAAAUGGCCCUAUUGUCCUUGUUACAGUUACAGUUUUGUACCGAAAAAAUGCAUAUUAAGGUAAGAUGUAUCAAGUAUAGCGAGACCAAUAAUAAAAUUAAUACAGUAUAUCCUAUCUAGAAAAGUUCAGUUAAAGAGUUGGCAGGCUCUUAUAAAACCUUGCGAUGGAUUUUGUGGACCUUUGGAGGUGUGGACGCAUCUGCUGCCUCCACCUGAUUCAGGUGCUUCGUUUUCGAGAUUUGGGUGCUGCGUUUUCGAGAUUUAGGGGUCUUGGUUUUCGAUCUAGGGUGCUUCGUUUUCGAGUUUUGGGUGCUUCGUUUUCGAGAUUUGGGUGCUUCGUUUUCGAGAUUUGGGUGCUUCGUGCUUCGGUCUUCGUUUUCGAGUGGUUCGUUUUCGAAACUACCCGUUUUUUAAGGGGUUUCUUUCACUGUCCACAGAGAUUUUUUUUAACCGUCUGAAAACGGCCCUAGUUCUUAUCUUCAUUUAUGUCUAGAUAAUCUGUUAAUGGAAAAUGAAAGGUCUGGGAACAGACCAAUUUCUAAAGAAACUGAUGUUGCAUUGUUGGAAGAGUGAAACACAAAAAGUUGGUUUUUAUCAACUGAUUUGAUAAUGUAAAUUUUUCAGCAUGCAGAGAUUUCAAGCACUAGUCCUUUGUCAUCUUGAUUCACACAGGCCAGCGCUCAAAAUCUCAGCUUUAAAACCUAUUUAUGGUUGUAGAUUUACAUUCUAGUUUAUGAGUAAACUCAGUUGACAAGACCUAGUAAGUGUUUGUAUGAGAGAUGGACUGAGUUCCCUGGCAUGGCUUCUGUUAGACUUCACUGCGCAAUAUUUUUCUUGAAUUUGCUUUUCAUUUGGAAUGUGCAACAAAAUUGUUGAUGAAUUUUUAUAAUGAUUUAUUUUUCUGUCUGUCAAAAGAAAUUGUAGUUAAUUGGUACUUGUGUGUCUAUUGCUACUUUUUUAGGUAAGAGUGAAGAGAGUUACAUGAUUGUAAGUGGUCCACUUCACUUGCAGUUGUUGGUUGCCUAAACCUCUCAAAAUCAAAAUGAAUUUCUCUGACUUAAGUGCAGUUAUUUUUCUUGUAGCAAACAAAUUUCAGAAACAGAAGUUAAAUGAUUUAAAAUUACAUUGACUUGAUAUAACUAUUUCUCUUGUUGGUUUGGUUGACUAUAAUAUUUGUACAUUUAUUUAUUGGUUUUAUAUGGAUUGUUUUGUUAACCUGUUGUUCUGAUUUUGAUUUUCUUAGAAUUUUAGCUCUUACUGGAGAGGAAGUUGAAGAGACGGAAAUUCCUGGGUUUGAUGACAACCAACAGACCUACUUUUGUGGAAAUGUCACUGGUGAUCAAAUCAUUCAGGUACAUUUUAUUUUAGGUUCCUUCAGACAACAUCAUUCACUGCUAUAGGAGGCAACACAGGCAACCCAAAGUCAUAGUUAUGAGGAAAAGGUGGAUGUAAUGUACAGAAGUUUGUUUUCACCAUAAUGAUGAGGUUUGUGACAAGUUUUGAAGGGAGUGGCAUUGAACAGGAGAUUACCGGUAGAUGCUCUUAAAAACUUAACAUAAAAUUAUUUUGUUGAAUUGCUCUUAACUGGGUCAGGGUAUGUUUUUGCAUAAAAUCUUUUAAUAUCCCUCAAAGUGUUUUUUUUUUUUUAUAAGGCCUGCUUUUAACAUUUAGGUGAUUUUGUCACCUAAAUGUUUUGUAGCACUGGGGCAUUUAAGGGCAUUUUUGCUUUACAAGAUGGUUAUAGUCUGUGUUGAUGUUUUUGAUGCAGGUCACCACAUCAUCAGUGCGUCUUGUAAGCUGUGAAACAGGGCAGCUUGUUUGGUGAGUUGAUUCUCUUUUUUUUUAAACUCUUUCAAUGCAUGUCUGUUUUCAUACUUACUUUUAAGUAAAAAAAACAUAAACAAGUUUUUGAUGCGUGCCAUAUCUUAAAUUUGUUUCAGUUCCACAGAAAGAAAGCCUAUAAUAAAUGUUGUAUUAGCCUUGCCGUCAUGCUACUUUGUGAAUGAAAGAUGUAUUUGCUAAAUAAUAUGAUGUGACAUGACUUUCUUAAAUGUCCAGGUAGACUGAGUGUAGCAUUUCAUCAAGAGACAUUAGUUUACUUUAAUGCUAAAGUCUGGAAGUACUACAUGUAUGAAACAACAAAAGGGGCAAAUAAUGUCUACUUUGUAGAUUAAUGGAUGUUAUUAUGGUAAUGUUUGGUUUCAUUGUCAGAUGAAGUAAGUUUUGAGAUUCUUUCCUUCUCCUUCAUUCCACAGUGAAUGGCGGCAUCCUUCGCAUAAAAAUAUCAGUGUAUGUGCAUGCAACUCAGAGCAGCUUGUGGUGGCUGUUGGCUGUGAUUUGUUCUACAUGGAAUUAACUGUUGGGCAAAUUAAUCUUAUCAGGUGAUUGGCCAGUCAAUAAACUCACAUAAUUACUUGAAUUGAUUCAGUGUGCAUUCCAUUCAUUUGCUUUGUAGAAUCUGAAUCUUUUAGUUCAGUUCAUGCUUUAAAGGAGCUGUGUCAGGAAAUUUACCAAAAUUCAAACAGUGAGAACUGCCACCAAUUAGAAUGAAACUUUAACCCUUUAAGUACCAAUAGUGACCAACAUCAAUUUUCCCCUGAUGAUAUCCAUAUAUUGUCAAGAGAUUAGGUUAUGAGAAUUAAUAAAAUGAUCACCUAGGACAGAAAAUGCUUUGAUCUUCUCUCAACUUAUCCUUAUAAGGAAAUGUAUAGAGGCCACAUUGAAGAAUUUGUAUGUGGAUAUUGGGGCUUAAAGGGUUAAAAUAACUGCUCAAAAAGUUACAAAAAGGUAUAAAUAACAUCGCAAAUGAAAAAUUAGGCUAGGAUGGACAAACGUGAAGAGGAUUGAAACGGAUUGCAAUUGUGGUUUUUGAGAAGUUGUUAGCCUUAAAGUUUUCCAAAGUUCACUUUUUGUUAUAAGUAAUGGUUAAUAUAAUGCUUAGGAGACAUGCUUGUUUGACAUGAAGCUGUGAUUUUGUCAUUCACAAGUAAUUUCUUAAGUUUCACAGCAAAAGAACGCAUAAUUGGGAUUAUAAACAAAAUGAAUUAAACAGCCGUGACACAACCCCUUUUAGUCCCAAGAGCGACUAACAUGAAUUUUCUCCUCACAAUAUUCAUACAUCAGUCAGAGAAAAUGUCAUGAGAAAUUGAUAAAAUGAUGACCAAAGGAAAAUUACUUUGAUCUUUGAACAAAUUCUCUCAACCAAUUCCUUAUGGCAAGGUACAAAUGUGUGUACAAUGUAGUUCAGUCUCACAUGGAGAAUUUGUAUGUGGAUAUAUAUUGGGGCUAAGAGGGUUAGGAGGUAAGUUAUGUUUGCGGUUAGGAGAGAAAAGUGUUUUUAUGGUUUUGGUCAGUUGGUGAACAGGCUUCUGGGGGAGGUGGGAGGUGGGGUGAGGUAUUUGGAAGCUCUCCCUCUUAACUUUCCCUUCCCUCGCUGCUCGCACUUUCUAACGCCCUUUCUCUUCAUCUUUUACCCCAUAAUAGAGCCUGUUCAGUUCACAGCUUUGUUUUGUUAAGCAUUUUUCCCUUUAAAACUGCAGCAUGUAUUUACAUCUUGUCGUAUUGUUAAUUUCCAGCCAAACCACGAUGGAACAUGAAGUUGCUUGUCUGGAUAUCACUCCAACUUGUAAGAAAUCUAAUUAUUAUAUAAACUGAGGUGUUUUACAAGGAUUUCUACCACCGAGAAAUGUGGUAUCUGAACACACGUAAAAAUACGAUAUUUUUACAUGUGAAGAUAUCGAUAAUUUCACUGAAAUCAGGUUUGUCUCUUAAAUUGUACUUAAAUUCGUUGGUGUAUCAUCGAAACAUCUUCGGGUCUUCCUGGAAAGUGCUCGGCAAUCUUCGGAAAUCUUCGGACAUCUUCCGAAAUUUUCGGAAAUUCUCGGAAAAUGUUCGGGAACGUUCGUCUGGUCUUCGGGACAAUUUGAAAAAUCUUCGGAAGGUGGUCGGAAAUCUUCGGAAAAUCAUCAAAAACGCGGUCAUCAGUAUGUUUAUAUAAUAAAAAGAAUAUUACACGUUAGCUCGAAGAUAUGAAUUUUAUGUUCUCGUGGCAAGAGCAAUAUCUCACCCGUUCGCUGCGCUCACUCGUGAGAUAUUGUUCUUGCCACUCGAACAUAAAAUUCGUAUCUUCUCGCUACCGUGUAAUAUUCUCUAUUUACUACAUAUUACACGGUAGCGAGAAUAUAUGAAUUUUAUGUUCUCGUGGCAAGAGCAAUAUCUCACUCGUUCGCUGCGCUCACUCGUGAGAUAUUGUUCUUGCCACUCGAACAUAAAAUUCGUAUCUUCUCGCUACCGUGUAAUAUUCUCUAUUUACUACAUUUGAUAUUUCCAGACCUACAGCUAUUUAUUCUGUCUCCUACAAGGAUUUCAAUAGAAAUUGACAUAGCCAGCUGGUUUGAAUAGAGUAUUCUACUGUGUCAACAAGGCCGUGGGGCUGGUAGUCCCCUUUUUCUAGGGGUGUCUGGGGGCGUGUUUAAUAUUUGUUAAUAUUUUCUUUGUCUCUCACGUAGCAUUAUAUGUUUUUCUCCUAUGGUUGUUUACACAACAAGGGAAAGUAUUUUUCUAGAAGUUCGAUUUUGGAUAAUCUCUUCUCGUUUUGUAUCAGUUGAGUCAAACACCAGAGCUGACUUGGUAGCCGUGGGUUUGUGGACUGACAUUUCAGUUAGAGUGCUUAAGUUACCCGGUUGUGAGCAACUGUUUAUUGAGAUGCUUGGUGGAGGUGAGUCUUAUGGUUAGGUACAUGACUGUAAGGGAACUUUACCCUUAAACUCCUCACAGGCGUCCCAAGCUGACAUUACGAAUGUGCUAUGUAACUUUACUUUAGGUCUGCCAACGCUAAAUAUCACUAUAUUUUACUUUUUUUCUAUAAAAAAGGAGACUUAUCUUUGAUGUAUUCCUGUUUUUUUUUUGGUGUGAAUUCAUUGAUUUAGUCGGGUCUUUUGGCUGUUAUUGUGUGACCCCUGUCACUCCCUUCAUAAUACGAAUACAUCAAAGGUAAGUCUCCUUUAUUUAUUUUUUGCUCACCAAAAAUUCUGUUCCUUGUGUUCCUUUUCGCUUUUAUUUUAUUUACUGCCGCUCAUUUUCACCUUGCUGGCCGCUAGCAUUUCUCAUUUUCUCACCGCCGCUAUGAAAUUUUUGUGUUUUUCUUCCAACGAAUUUCGUCUCCUUUGUUUUAAAUCGCUCGCUCUAGCUCUUUCUCUGUUAUCCUCCUGAGUGUAGACAUCAAAAAUAACAUCGAAAAAGAAUUGACUUUGUAUUCGUUUUUUCCCUCUUGAAGUCCGGGUGGCCAUGCGAUUUCCCACCAAAAACACCUCGAGUUGCCUGUGGUGUCAUACUUGUUAAUUGAGUUAUUUUACAUUGGUAUACCUGUGGUGCAGACAGACGGACGGUCGGACGGCGUACGGUCACAUGAUUACCAAAAUUUCUAGGAUAGAUGCAUUACCAAAUUUUCUUAGCUAUUAAUUAAAUGUCUGCAUCGUGCCAGAGAAAAUCAUACCUGUUACAAUUUAUCUUAUCACUGCAAUUUAUCUACUUUAAUUUUCUCCUGUCCAAACAUUUACUUGAUAGGAUAUUGAAAAUGCACCUCUAUUCCUUUUCACAGAAAUAAUUCCUCGCUCUAUUCUGAAGACAUCUUUUGAAGGAAUUCAUUACCUGCUUUGCGCUUUGGGAGAUGGAACUCUGUUUUAUUUCACCAUGGACCCAAGCAAUGGUACAUUUGAAUACCUUUGACGCCUAUAACUCUUGGCAGAAUAGUAGCUUAACUAAGAAUGUCUAAAGAGUUACGAAAUACACUAUGACAUCCCGAAAGUACAUAAUUUUAAUUAUAACAGCAUAAUUUGGCUUUCUGUACACUGAACAUUGGACAUGUUAGCCACAUGUCAGGAGUAACUGAUAUUCAAAGAGAGUAAAGGGUAUGGUUAAUUCUUUUUUUUACUGAGAAAGUUGUGGGACAGUUAAUAUUAGUCCCACGCGGCCAAGGAGACUUGCCUGACGAAACAAAAACGGUCGCGAGCAAGAAACUUUUAAAGCUUACUUGCCUUAUGGGCAAGGGUCUGAGCAAGUCAUUCUCUAAACAAAUCAUUAACUAAAACAUAGUCUACUGACUAUGACUAAAACGAGCAAGAAGUGGCCCUGGAAAAGCAAAAUGCGACAGCUGCUUGCCCAAAGAAAAAGCUGGAAUUCAAGUUGUUUUCGAACCCUGUAUUCAUUGAUUUAAAAAAAAAGUUUCUCUCAACGGUUCAACGAUCAUGUUUAUUUUUAAUGUUUACUCUAGGAUCCCUCACUGAGAGAAAGAAGGUGACACUUGGAACUCAACCCACCAUGCUGAGAACAUUCAAGUCUCUCUCAACAACAAAUGUGUUCGCUUGUUCUGAUCGACCUACUGUCAUAUAUUCCAGUAAUCACAAAUUGGUGUUUUCUAACGUUAACCUCAAGGUAUGUAUUAGGAGCUUGUCCAAUCAGUCUUUAGGAAGGGUUUCAGGUAUCCCGAACCUAUUGCUUAGGGUGCUUUUCAGCUGGAAAGAUUUAACCGAUGUCUAUGAUUUUGGCUACUUUAAUGAGGAAUAGUGGAAGUGUAAGGAAAUGUUAUUGAUUUUCUUGUAGUCAAGAAAACGUUUGAAAUAUCGGCAUGUAUUUUUAAAAAAAAUGGACAAAGAAGCUAUUGUUAUUAUAAUAUGACAACGCCAUCGUUACGGGGUACGCCAGUGAACAACGUCAACUUCCUUGACGUUAACCUUGUUACGACACUUGUUUUUUUUUCUCUCUCUCUCAAUCGAAUACGAUGUUUUUUUUUUUUUUUUUUUACAGGAAGUGAACUACAUGUGCCCGCUAAACUCUGAAGGAUUCCCAGACAGGUAAAUCUGAUCCUUGAUCGGCAAAUAACUGUAUCAUCGAGAAAGAUAUUUGUUUAGUCAGUGACACAGACGGCUCGAAUAAAAAGAACCGCUGAGUACCCUCAAUAGUAAUCGAACCUGUGACUUUCUGUAACUAGUCCAGAUGCUCUACAUGACUAAGCUAUAAGAGACCCGUGGGAGGUAAGGGCACUAAACUCGCUUUGGGUGACAAAGAUCCUACAUACUGCUAGGGCUGAAAUGUCGUUAUGUGCUUAUUCGCAAUGAAAGAAGAAAAUUCUCCAACAAAAAUUCAACAACAGCAUCGCUUUCACGUCCGGUGUUCGUGACUGCACGACGUGAGAAUUUAGCUUCAUGUUUUGAAUCGGUUUGCCGAACUGUUAACAUUUUCGCUCCAAACUGUGAAAUGCUCAAGUUCUGCAGGUUUUUUCAUUCCAGUAUGAAACGACUGGCAAAAUUUAAGUUGGAAACUUUAAAUACCUGUCUCAGAGCAACACGAUAGCCUCUACAGUGGUAACUGCACCCAUGAUAAUUUCGUGUCAAAUCAGCAUCUAAUCCAGGUGGUACUAGUUGUUUUAAAUUUGGAGCCCAUUCUCUUGACAUCCCUUCCGCCAUGUUUUGCCCCAAACCAGCUGGCUCCAAACGAGUCCUGUAGGAGUUGAACUCUUUUCCCUGCUAAAUGCCUUCUACUUUGUCGCAAUAAUUUUGCAAAGAUCUGGAGCUGCUUUGCUUCAUUUAGAGGUGUUUAUAAAACAAAGGCGGUUGUGAAGCAGGAAAGGUUGGGAGGAUUUAAUUGACGAUUUGUAUUCUUUGCGUUUCAGUUUGGCUGUAGCGAGUGAAGGAGCAUUGACCAUCGGAACAAUUGACGAAAUACAGAAACUUCACAUCCGAACUGUUCCUCUGGGAGAAAGUCCACGGUAUUGGAUUACAUGAAGUUAUUUACGGCGCUUUUGACUGAUUGUGUUCACUGUUUUCACAUAGACCAUAAUAGACCUUGUUUAGUCCCCCAAAUUUUGCAUAACCUUUGUCUUUGAUUUAUCUUGGGACGACUGUUAUACCUAUAGAAACUGAAAACAUUGGUUAUGCCUUUUUUUUUUAUCUGGAGUGGCGGGGGGGGGGGUAAGCAAGGUGCAUUAUGGUCUAUGUGAAAAUGGUGAAUUCGAAAUGAAAAUGCAAAUGAAGUGGCUUGGUUAUUACGGCAACUGAACUGAAUGAAGGAAAAUGGAGGGGAAUUGUAACGAUCUUUCUGGAAAUUGAUAUUCCGAAAUUCGAUAAAUCAAACGCAAGGUUUGCAUUAUUCAGUGGAAUCUGUCGCUUUCGUGGUAAAACUAAAUAUGCAGAAUGGCAGAUAGAAGAGAAGCUUUUUUGUUUGUUUAUUAUUUUUUUUCUGUUCGUUUACCUCUGUUUUUCCUGUUGUCUGUUUGGAAUCUUUGUUUCUGCCUUCUUUCACUCUUCUCAUGAUUUUCAGUUACCUGUCACGGGUAAUCUAACUGUCGACUAAACGAAACAGCCCCAUCCCCAACCAGAAAACGUAUUCCCCGUAUUAUUCAGCCUGCGCCACAAACGUAAUUUGAACGGCAACUUACUAUGAUAAAUUUCGCCUGGGUCGCAGACUAGUCAGGGUAGUCUUAUUAAGCUGAGGACAAAGAAGACUCAGGUUAAUUACCGCACGUAACUAAUCUAACAUUGGUGGUAUUUUUUCGCUUGUCAGGCGUAUUGCCUAUCAGGAAUCCACCCAAACAUUUGGCGUGAUCUCUAUGCGUAUUGAAGUUCUGGAUCCCACAACAAAUUCCACCCAACCCCUCCACCCCAGUGCAAGCACUAUGGCUCAGAGCAUAACUACCAGCGUAUCAACUGGCAUGCCAGGCACAUCCACCGGUAGCUCCAGCAGAGCUGCUGCUGCUGACGGCAUCACUUUUGGCGAUGAGGUGGAAAGAAGUAGUGUCUUGAUUAUUGAUCAACACACCUUUGAAGGUAUGUCUUAGUAACCAUGCACUUUGCCUUGCUUAGUUCACACAUAGUUAAUUGAGUGGAAUGGUUAUGAAACCCGCCAGACUCCUUUGUUAUAUGUUUUUGUGGACCUGAAAGUGCACAACGUUCAAAAGAAUUCCUAUCAUUUUGAUUGUAUUGACCAAUAAAAACGUUGCAUUAAUUUAUUCCGUAACAAUUUGCCAACAGAAAACAAAGGAUUGUGCACUUUCACGGUACUUCCAACAUAAACUGCCGCACUGUUGUUUUUAUCAUUGAUGUUUGCCGCUUUUCAUAACCAGUCUCCUCUAAUAACUAUGGUUCACGGGUGUCCAAAUUAUCGUCGCUGUCAAUUUCGGAUGCUGUACUAAAGUGGAGAGUCUUAAGCACGUCGACCCCUUCAUCAGUAGUGGGAUCUAAAAUUUUGUCAGUAACCAUAUAGCAAGCGAAGCAAGCUUUAAUGAGAUUGCCAAGCGACUCAAGUGGCUGGCGCGGUGGCGAGGUUUCGCCUGCCCCUCUUGAAAGAAUUUGAAUCUAGUUUUCCGCCAAAAUCAUAGUCAGGGGACAGUGUUUUAUCGGUCGCUUGACAGAUCUUUCAAAGGUCCAAAAGCUUAUGUGACAGUAACAACGAGCAUAGCAGUAUUAGUCUUGAUUGACGUCUUGUUCGUCGUUGAUUCUGAUUGGCGUGCGCUAUGAUUUAUUCAGCUGAAAUCGGCGUGCUGUAAGUGAGAAAAGUCCUUCGUUGGUGUGGCAAUUCCUUAUUUGGGCAAUUGAGCUAUAGUGCUGCUAUUUAAAUGAAACCUCUUCAUAUUUGGUAAUACUAUUUUGUUUGUUACAAUUUUGCCAGUUUAAAUUUAGUUUUUUCUCCCGGGAAUUUUGACUACAACGAAAGUGUUAACGCAUCAUUUUCCUGUUACAGUGACGCAUGCGCAUGAUCUUCAAGACCACGAGUGUGCCACCAGUCUGAUUUCGUGUACGUUAUCAGGUGAUCCUAACAGUUCAUUCAGUAGCAAUGGAUCCUCCAACACAUUCUACUGCGUUGGUACAGCUUACGUCUUCCCUGAGGAGCCGGAACCCAAAACAGGACGACUUAUCUUAUUCCAGCUACUAGAAGGUAGAAAAAAAGACAACUUACGAUAGAGUAACGGCCUACGUCAACGAAUACACUACCUUUAAUAAUAGAGACCGUAAGACUCAAGAACAAGAACGACUACGAACUCAGUACAAUAUUUGAUUAAAAGCUUUUUCGCGUAUUGUCAAAAAAUCGACGCCCCGAAAUGCUUCAUUGUUUUUUUUUUUUUCACCAGAAAAGUUAGCACGGUUAUCUCUGGUGGAGGAGGUUAAGCCCUCUCCAGAUCGCAACACGUUAUUUCUCUAACAUUUGAUAACUUGUUUCCGCCACUACGAGCAUUCUCGCUUAAACGCGUAGUAGCAUGACGACGGCUAUCGCGUUUUCCCGCCAAAUGAGGCUGGUUCACGCGUAAGCACUACUGAGUACUGAGAAAAUCUCGUACUUGUCGUCGUACUCGUCUUAUUAGAAACCAAAGAUCUCUAAUGUCAAAACUGGCGAUAUAAACACAACUUAGGCCUGCAAAUAAUCGUCAGGUAAGAUUUCCGUUCAACCCCAUAAUUUAUUAUGCAUUCACUAAUUUCAUACUAUUUUACACAAAUAGUUAAUAUGAAUAGAAUAGAAACAUGUAUGCAUAAUAAUUGAUGGGGCUGUACAGAAAUCUUUCCCACAGUUUUUACUCUACAUUAUAGAGGGUGGAGCUUUAUGUCUAAGUGCGCCAAAACUCCUAUCACAAAGAUGUGAAAGGCCAGUAACUUCUUAUCACACCUUAAAAAUAUGUUUGCAAACACAUGUACAAAUUUGAUAUUUGUAUGAAAAAAACUUUGUGCCGUGCACCUGCAAAUGCCCUUUCAUACAAAUUCGUAAGUUGGGCGCCUUAUAAUUCCGUUGUUGGUACUUUUGUUUCAGGGAAACUUGUCCAAGUCGCUGAAAAGGAAGUCAAAGGUGCUGUGUAUUCGCUCGUGGAGUUUAAUGGCAAAGUUUUGGCUGGUAUUAAUAGUACGGUAAGCACAAUGAUUUCACGAAAAAAUAAAAUAAAAAAAGUUGCAUGUAAGCUAUCCUAGCCCAGAAACAAGGCAACAUGUCAGGCGAAGACGAAGAUGGUUUGAUGUCCCAAGUCAAUCUUGUGGGAUUUCAACUCUUUUCUUACGUAAACGCUUCUUUUCUUCCAAUGAAUUAGCAUAGAUGCUGGGGCAUGGGUACGUCAGUAAAAUCGCUUUAGGGGCCAUUCCUUGAGCAUGCUUCUCUUUGUGUUUACCCAGGCCUUUGACGGACCUAACACCUUCACCGUUUCCAAAUUUUUCAUCCCAUAUCUAGACUGCUGCUAGUAUCUUGGGGCGGUGGGUUGAGCGAGCAAAUCGAACGAUCGAUCGAAAAAAUGUAGAGCCGAGUGAAAACUGGGAAGAAAGCACCUCCUCCGAAAAGGGUUAGAGAGACGCCUUUCUUCAGUUCCCCUUUCGGCCCAUACACGUGCACACUUACGACGUAAGCAUGAAAGAUCGGCCUAAGGGCCACCAGCGUCAAAAAAAGUUAAUAGGGCGGCAAAAACAAGAACGAUUUGUGAUGUAGAGAUUAAAAAUUAACCUGCAAAAGUUAUUCCUGGAACAGUUAUAGUAAAUGAAUGUGCGUUGGAAAGUGGACAGAGGAGAAACUAACCUUCGGCAAGGAUCCCACGGAAAUACAUGAAACGUCAAGUCUUUCCUAUUAUCGGAACGAUUAAUACAAAACGCAGCAGAGCGGCAUUUGUGAGGACUAAUUUUUUGUCAUAAUAGAAGGGCAUGCUUCUGCCACUUUAUACAAUUUAAUGGGCCAUUUUCGAGCUCUUCGGGGCCUCUGUAUCAAAACGAGGUUAAGUACUCAGCUUUUGAUAUGGAAAUAAUUUUUCAUUCUCAUGCAAAUAAAACUCACUUUCACAAGAAAGGUUGUACACUUGGCCUCAUUUUGAAAGUGAGGGUUUUUGGAACUCGGAAGUGGCCUAUUGCGAUGGGGCCCUUAGGAGCACUCGCUUUCAUGCGUACGUCUUAAGUGUGUAUUGGUUUUCUUUAAUCCUUCGGAGGGUCGAAACGACUGACUGAAAAGCUGGUGACUGCCUAUAGUCCGCUUCUUCCGUCGUAUCCAGACUGUACUAAGCACCAUUUACACUGGCAUCUUGUUUCCGGUUUACAAGUUCGUCCUUGACAGGUUUUUUUUGGUAGUGUAUUUAACAGAAUUGCCAAUUUUUUUCCCAUCAAGGGAAAAGCUAUUUGUAGCCAUAGCUGUGGCUUUUUGAAGUUCAACCUAGAUGCAGCUCUGUUCUUACCUGUGUUGUCUCUACAGGUCAACAUUUAUGAGUGGACGGCGGAUAAGGAGUUGCGAUUGGAAUGCCAAUUUUUGAAUAACAUCCUGGCCCUUUUUCUCAAGUCCAAAGGAGAUUUUAUUUUGGUAAGUGUUUUGUUUUCAUUGCUUUAGUCAAGAGAGAAUAAUCCCAUUAUCCUCUUGUGCUUUAUUUUAUGGUACUUAUGUAAUUUGACUUGAAAUAUAAUUAUGACUUGAAAUGUCUAGAUGGAAAUUCACGAAAAAUUUCUUUAAAAUACCCGCUGAGCAUCGCUUGUGAAUGAAAACACAUGCGAAAGGGUAAGCGUUCGGACUCGCCUUGAGAAAGAGGCCAGGUCUGUUGAACAAGACAAGAAAAAAAGGUUGUCGUUAGAGAAACUGUGGUUUUAGCGUCAGUAGGGGAGUGAAUCACAAAAAUCGUUUUAUCAAGUGAGUUGAUGUGUAUGUACUUGCCACCGUAAUGCAAUUCUGAAGUUGACGUUUCCAACGGUGGUCUUUGUAAGGUGGACUGUGCACCUUCUCAACUUUGUUGCUAAUCCAAACCAGGGCUGUCAACCCCUUAAGUCUUCAAAUAUUGAGAAAUGAUAGAAGACGUCAUAAUGCACAGCCCAUGACGUCAUUUCGCCAAAAAACGCGCGAAGUAGAUGUUGUUGGAAUUGUAACAUUUGACCUGAUUGGUUUACUUGUCCCCAAUCACGUUAUUGCUUAUAUUUCAAUGGCAUACCGGAGUUUAUAAGGAAACGUUCAAUGUCCACUCAAACAACGCAAAAUAUUUGAAAUUUCAUUGUCAGAGAGUCGAGUCUACAAGAAAUGGCAAACUUUGGUGAUUAUUCGGGAGAUUUCGGGAGAUUUUUUAUUUAUUUAUUUUAUUUUUUAUUUUUAUUCGGGAGAUUUCAGCCUCUAAUCUGGAGACCGGGAGAUACGGUUCAAAAUCUGGAGUCUCCCGAAUUAUCCGGGAGAGUUGACAGCGCUGCCAAACAUAGAAUUUGUCUACCGGGUUUUGACACCUACUAAAUAGUGGCAACUAGGUUUUACAUUUUAUGAUAGCACGGUUCUCAAUAGAAGGCGGCACCCGGCGAUUGAUCGCCGCUUACUUUGGGAUUUAUAGCCGCUUACUUUGUGUUUAAGUCGCUUUUCUUUGCUUUAUUUUGACACCUCUGUUCUUUGCUGAAGAGCCUCCUACUUUAUCAGUGAUAACCUCCUACUUAAAAAUCUAUUGAGAACCCUGUGAUAGGCCAUUUCCGAGUUGUUCGAAGCCUCUGUUUCAAAGCAGGCUAAGUGCAAAGCCGUUGAUAUGAAAUUAUUUUUAUUCUCAUGCAAAUAGGAAUCAUUUUCACAAGAAAGAUUUUUGCACUUAGCCUCGUUCUUGGAACUCGGGAGUGGCCUAUUGAUUUUAAAGUUAAGGGGUGUAGCCAAUCCGUAGUACGGUUACUUGCUGUUUUGCAGGUUGGAGACUUGAUGAGGUCUAUGACUCUGUUAGCCUACAAGUCCAUGGAAGGGAGUUUGGAAGAGGUAUGGACUGAUAUGGGUGCUAUUUCUGUACCUUUGAUCAGAGAAUAAUGGGGAUAAGUUAUAGGUUAAAUCCUUUUUCAGUUUAAACCAGAAUUUCCUUUCUUUCCUAUAAAUAAUAAGGACCAGAAAACAAAGCAAAAUUUGAGCAAAACUAGGUUGUUUACUUGGUUGACCUGAAAACAAAUGUGUAAAUAAGGACUCGCCUAUAGCGUUAUCGCUUUCAUGGCAACACAAUCUCAAGGGUCUCCGUAUGGAACAAACUUGUUCUGUCAUUAAAAUCACGUUCUAUUCCCUCUUGUUGAUAGAUUGCCCACGACUACAGCCCAAACUGGAUGACGGCGGUUGAGAUCCUUGAUGAUGACACGUUUUUAGGAGCCGAGAACUCUUUCAACUUGUUCACGUGUCAGAAGGAUAGCGGUGCUGCUGCGGAUGAUGACAGAUCCUACCUUCAAGACGCUGGACAGUUCCACCUUGGAGAGUUUGUUAACGUCUUUAGACAUGGUAAGUGAGCAGUGUGCGGCUAAUUCCAGCCAAUGAGUGACCGUAGUCCCUGUCCCACGCUGAUCAGGGACGGUAGGCCUUUUUCGCGCGCUGCUCAGGGACGGUGGGCUUUUUCCCGCGCUGCUCAGGGACGGUGGGCUUUUUCCCGCGCUGCUCACAGAUCCUAUUUCGUCCUUUGAUUUUCCCAAGGGACGGGAGCCUUUUUCCCGCGCAGCUUAGGAUGGUAAGCCUUUUUCCCGCGCUUAUCAGAGACGGUGGGGCUUUUUUCCCAGGCUGAUCAGGGAAGGCAGGCCUUUCCUGCGCUCAUCAGGGUUACGGUGGUACUUCUCACAUGCUAAUCAGGAGCGGUGGUACCUGCAGGCAGUCCAGGUGGAUGGUUUAAGGCCUAAUCUCUGUACAAAUACAAAGACAAAUAAACCCUAGUUAGUAUCAAAUACAUUCUUGCAUUUCUUUGAAUACUGCGGUUCUCUUCCUCGAUGGUGUUUUCGUGUUUUUUUUCUCUCGGUCUCCUGUUUGAGAUUCAGAAGACCGUGAACACCUGAAAUAUUUCAGGGAUGUUGAUUAUUGUGUUUUCGCCAAUCGCAACAAAGAUCAGUAGGUACAAGCGGAGAACAAAAUAGCAAACCUUAUUCUCGGUUUUCACUGUCACGCAAUCAAAAAUAAAAUUGCAAACCAUUCAAUACAGAAAGUCCCGAAUCUAGGAAAUAAAAGAAGAUAAAUAAGCAAAAGGCCUCGCCAAGAAUCAGGUCUGUGCGAUAUUUCAUAUGCGAGAUAUUAGGAAAAACGUUUUACCCAAAUUUACAAAGCUUUGUAUGGCGACGCCAUGUUUGUGUCCCUUUGCGGGGCACAAAUAUGGCCGCCGGAAACCAACAGAAACAUCUGUUUUUGAUUUUUCCUACUAAUGCGUUAAUUCAUCGCUUGAAAAACUCAUAAACUAUUAAAGUGAUAUUUAUUCUGAGACAAAGAAUGUUUAGACAGCAAAAUCUCCCAAAAUUGGUAAUGUUUUUAACCCACAUAAGAGCCGUUGUGGCCGCCAGCUAAAUGCCGCGUCACGCAAAAGCCUAGAAAUUCAAACGUCCUCUAUCGCAAAACGAAGAACCCUUUCGAACCAAAACUCUUUUUAAAUAAAGGUGUUUAGGUGCUGUAAUACCUCAUGAAACUCAGAAACUCAGAAGAAUCGAUAGUUUCUUAGUUUGAAUAUAGGUGACGUCAUGUGAAAACCGAGAAUUAACGUAACUACUUACAGCUUAGUUUUGUUUCGCUGAUAAACUAUUCCUUGCAACACGAUAACAUUUCAGCGCCCAGUUGUUGGAAGGCCGAUUAGCACUUAACCUGGGCUUAGAUUUAACUCGGGUUUCUUUUUCUUUUGUUCAAAAGCAUUUUCUUGGAUAAUUUUCUCUGUUAUUUUUAGAGCUUCCAACCAUCAAUUUGUUGAAAAAAGGAAUUAAAACUGAAAUGCCUUUUACAGUUGUAAGCUUUCAAAUCUGAAUUCAAAUCUCGCAGUAACCCUGGGUUAUUUUAACCCAGCUUUGAAAAACUCGGUCCAGAAGUAUUUCAGGUGUUCACGGGUUUCUGAGAUCCAGUUUACACGAGUCCGGACAAAUUUUUCAUCGGACGAAUUUUUUUGCCUGUGCAACCCGUUUACACGGAACCGUGCAAAUUCCGCGGGUCCCGAGUAAACGAAAGGCGGAUCUUUGCAAGUUUUUGACCGUUCAAAUUUUUUUCUGGAUCCGUGUAAACGGGCUCUGAGUUUCAUAUCUGCGACAUAAUGCUUGGAGAAGCUGAGUGGUGAACUAAUGUGUCUUUCUGUCGGGGGGGAGGGGGUGGGUGGGUCGUAUUCCUCCUCUCUUGUGAGUUAGAUAUAACAUGUUCCUUCUUGUUUCGUUUUGUAGGCUCUCUCGUCAUGGAACAUCCCGGUGAAGCGUCCACACCAUUUCAAGGCUGUGUUUUGUUUGGCACUGUCAACGGCACAAUAGGUUAGACACAAUCUGUUGUUCUCUCCAUUGAGGAAUAGGAGAGGGGUAGGGGAAGCAAGAUUAGGGAGGAGGGUGGGGAUAGAGAGUGUAGUAAUCCAGACUGACAAAUAAUUUGCAAUUGUUGAAUCUUUAUUCUCCCUUUUCGUGAAGUCAUCGAAUCUAGUAAGCUUAGCUUCCAGGUGGCGAUGUCUGGUUCGCCACUGAUUCUUUCAUGGCAAGUCUAUGGGCCUGUUUACAUGGAGGUGGGGGACCCCAUUUAGGUCAGGUAACCCGCUUAAGUGGGGUAACCCGCCUGUCCAUAUAAUCUCUCAUUUUAAUGUGAUCACGUUUACAUGUUAGGUGGGGUGACCCGCCACCUGUUACCUCACCUACCCGGAGUUUGCAACGUGGGAAAACAAAAUUUAAACCAGCGAGAAAAUUGAACUACAACACGUGGUUUUCUUCUUCACUCAGUUGAUCUUAGUCUUCUUGUGCAAGAAAAUUCUUAAUUGAUUUGAUUUAACAGGAAUUGUAGCCCAGCUGCCUCAAGAACUGAGCACGUUUUUAACGGUGGUGCAAGUAAAACUCAGUAAAGUUAUCAAGAGUGUUGGAAAGAUAGACCACUCAUUAUAUCCUUGAACUAUUUGUCUUACUGUAGAUGUGGAACUCUGUCAAGGAAGACAGAUUUAGAACGUCUCCUUUUAAUCACAUCCCGUCUUUUGGUCACUUGUUUUAAAUCUUAGGUUAUGUUUAUACUAUUCCGAAUAACUUUCCCAAGUGUGUAGUAUGAAUAGCAACGGUUCAGAACUGGAACAAGUCGCUCACACAUAUCGAACAAUUUGGCCGUGAUGGUUUUGUGAACAGGGUCCAUACAGAGUCUUGAAUUCUUGAAAAAGUCUUGAAAUUUGCCCAGCAAUUUCCAGACCUGGAAAAAGCUCCUGCGUUUUUUUAAGGUCUGUAUUGAUCACCUUUUUGGUAACCUUGAGUCUCGAAAAAGAAAUUAUUGUUAUGGAAAAAAGUCUGGAGAAAGUCUUGAAUUUUGGAUCCAAAAAUCUCUACGAACUCUGUGUGAACUAAAUCCCAGUCCUCACUUCGUCCCCUAUCGAUAUGUGACGCUCCACUUUAGAGAUCGGCGCGGCGCAGCUCCGCUCCGUUACAGAAAUCGCGCCGAAAUCACCGUUCUUACGUGUGAACAGAAUUGCUAUACGGUAUGGUUUUUGUGCCGGCGCAAAUUAGCUAUCCGAUAAGUAUGAACACCUAUCCGAUAUGUGACGCUCUACUUUAGAGAUCGGCGCGGCGCAGCUCCUCUCCGUUACAGAAAUCGCGCCGAAAUCACCGUUCUUACGUGUGAACAGAAUUGCUAUACGGUAUGGUUUUUGUGCCGGUACAAAAGCUAUCCAGUAUAGUCUUAGUCUUUGCAUUGGAAUGAAACUCUCUCAAUCGAUAAUUGUUUUAUUACGAAUACCCGCAUUCUUAAUACAGUGGAACCUCGAUAUAACGAAGAGCUAAGAGACCGUUGGCAAAAAUUUGUUUGCUAUAACGAGGUUUCAUUAUAGCGAGGUUCUUUUUCAUAUGUUUCACUGUUACUGGGGUAAAGAAAAUCGUUCGUUCGAGAACUUCGUUAUAUCGACUCGGGGUUCGUUGUAUCGAGGUUCCACUGUGACGAUUUUAGCGGCACCUGUCACGUGGUGAUUGAGCUAAAGACUGCAAGAGUUUCCGUACAGGGACCAGUGAGAAGUUAACUGUAAUAAGAAUUACUGCAGAAUUUAAUAAUGCCUUAACUAGUUUUUCCACCUGGCGCGCCUUUUCCAAUGAGAGAAAAACUGAGCCAUCGGUCGGCUUUGUGGACGGAGAUUUGAUCGAAAGCUUUUUAGAUCUCCCUCGGUCAAAGAUGGAAGAGGUGGCCUCGGGACUACAGGUAAGUGUCAAGUUUUGUUUCGGUAAUUGUUUCAGACUACCCCAGGCUCCAGGCCGAAGGAAGAUAGCAGACUCAUGGUAUAAAAUUUAGCCUGGGAGUUUUUCCCUCUCGGAGCGGGGUCUGAUUACCCCGCAGAGCAGGGUUUUUCCUGGGACGCGCCAGCACUAGUAUUUCUUGAGUUGUGCUGCACGGGAAAGGGGCCAGGGCUAUGGUCGGGAACGAGGCAGGCGGGAUCACGGAUGUCCGUAAGGGCUGUGAAAACGAGAUACAACCCUUAUAAUAGUGCUUGACUGCUCAGCCAAUCGGGGCUUGCUGGCUGGUUAAAGAGAAUGUAAAGUCCCUGUCAGUAAUAAAUUUUUUUUUAUAGGAGCACUAACACGGUCACUGGUAAUCAUAUAAUUCAGUUACAUUGUUUUUAGGUUCUUUAUUGUUGUAAUGCGCUUUUGAUCACCUAGCGUGUUAAAAAGCGCACUAUAUAAAUGAAUAAAUUAUUAUUAUUGUUAUUGUUAUUAUUAUUGACCCUGAAAUAAGGACGGAAACAAAUAAUUUAUAUAAACUUAGCCAGUUAGAAUGCCGACUAGCCGGAUGCAAUCCAGUUUUAUUAACAAGUGUGACUGAGGAGUUGAACUCGGGACUACCGAGAACAAAUUCAGCUAGCGGUCAGGGUGAGACUUGAACUUGCAAGUCCAGCGCUCUAACCGCUCGGCCACGCAGCGUCCACAAACUCUCUAAGGUGGUCUCGUAUCUACCUGAAUAGAUUGAUGAUGGCAGCGGUAUGAAGAAAGAGUGCUCGGUCGAGGACCUGGUCAAAGUUAUUGAAGAACUGACGAGAAUCCAUUAAGAAAACGUUAUUCUGUGUUAAACUUCGACACCAGAGGCAUUUGAAAUCGGAUUACAUGCAAGUGAGCCUCGAAUCCGUUAACCUUUGCAAUGUAAAUACGUGACUAAGCUUUGACGGGUAACGCCGACCCUAACUUUAAGUGUUAUACCUAAUAUUUAAGGUAUACAUGUACUCGCGUCUUAAAGAACACACAUUAGUUGGAGGCAAUUUCGCGAUGCAUGUUACUUCAGGCUUACGCGCGCCUUCAUGCAGUUAUUCUUUAACGCCGAACUGUAAAUAUUACGCGCGUAAAUAAAAUAGAGGCAGUGCAUGAAAAGGUCGCGCGUAAACGUAAAACUUGAAUCAAGAUGGAUUUCCACUGACAAGUAUUUUUCACGUGCGCAAGCACGUAUAUUUUACGCGCGUAUACAAAAUAGAGGCAACAUAUGAGGCGACAGUGGAAAUCCACCCUCACGCUCAAAGUGUUCAUUUACACGUGACCUUCUUUAUUUACGCGCGUAAAAUUUACGUGCGUACUCACAUAAAAAUUACGCAAAAGUGGAAAUCCAGCUUUACGCGCGACCUUUCAUGUGUUGCGUUGUUUUAGUUAAGCGCGUAAAAUUUACGAGCGCACGUACUUAAAAAUUGCGCGACAGUGGAAAUGCUCCUUUACACGGCUGCUGCUGUUUUGGGAUUUGCUUUCGCCCUAUGACGUGUCCUGGGCCACGCGCCCGGCUUGUUGUGAGAGCGCGUGGUUACCUGCAACAGUUUUUGUUUUUUGGUCCGAGUGUGCCGUCCACGCUUUAUAACUGAACUUACGCAACAGAACGGGAGAGGAAAGAAGACGGCAAACCUUGCGUGACAAGCG
Messenger RNA from Porites lobata, 29753 nucleotides. Lineage: Eukaryota; Metazoa; Cnidaria; Anthozoa; Scleractinia; Poritidae. The record is from the annotation of a GenBank genome assembly.